Messenger RNA from Geodia barretti, 1452 nucleotides. NCBI's taxonomy places the organism in Eukaryota, Metazoa, Porifera, Demospongiae, Tetractinellida, Geodiidae. The record is from the annotation of a GenBank genome assembly.
GAAAAUACUGUUUCUGGAGGACACCAGCUCCCAUUCUCACCUCCUCCAGCAGAGCCAAAGUUGUGUUUCAAGGAAGUGACCUCCCACAUCCAGCCAGCAGAGUUGGUGUCUCGAUCAUUUAUCACAUGAGACAGAAAGUUAAUGAGUGUGAGAGGGACAAUGGCGGCUGUGCUCACACAUGCCAGGACUCUCUGUUUGGAUAUUCAUGUCAUUGUCGUGAGAGAUUCACCCUUGAUAGCGACAGUCACAAUUGCAGUGAUAUUGACGAAUGCGCUACUGAUCAGCAUGAAUGCAAACACAUCUGCAAAAACACUGAGGGAUCAUACUCAUGUGGCUGCAGCGACGGCUAUACUCUGAAUGAAGAUGGAAGAACCUGCUCCAUAACAUGUGGAGGGAGACUCACAGAAGUCAGUGGGUCUUUCCACACUCCUGACUGGCCUCUCAGUUAUCCCACUGAAGACUUCGUCUGUGAGUGGGUGAUAGACAUUGAGAACACCACUGACUCAGUCAUUGAGAUUACUUUCAAUGAUCCAUAUGGGAUCAAUGGUCGUGAUCCAUGUCCAACUGACUAUGUGGAGGUACUGGAUGGAGUAGAGGAUCACUCUCAUUCUCUUGGAAAACACUGUUUCGUGAGGACACCAACCCCCAUUCUCACCUCCUCCAGCAGAGCUAAAGUUGUUUUCCAAGGAAGUGACCUCGCUCGUCCGGUCAGCAGAGUUGGUGUCUCCAUUGCAGUUACAAUGAAACAGAAAGUGAACGAGUGUGAAAAUGAUAAUGGUGGGUGUGCUCACUCCUGCCAGGAUUCUGCAGGGUCUUAUUCAUGCAGUUGUCCUAGCGGAUUCAUUCUUGGUGGUGACAAACACAACUGCAGUGAUAUAGAUGAAUGCUCUACCAGUGUGCAUGGAUGCAGACAAAUCUGUACAAACACUGAAGGAUCGUAUUUAUGUGAAUGUAGAGAUGGAUAUGGUCUAGAUGAUAACGGGAAGACCUGCUCCAUUAGUUGUGGAGGGAGACUCUUUGAUUCCAGUGGAAGUUUCCAGACACCAGAUUGGCCAGACAGAUAUCCUCAAGCUGACUUUAUCUGCGAGUGGACCAUCGACAUGUCUGCUAAUAGCUCCAUUCAGUUUACUGUGGACAGUUCAGCAUAUGGAAUCAAUGGUCGUCCUCCGUGCCAGAAUGACCAUCUCGAGUUCUUUGAUGGUAUGGAGAGUGAUAGUCGGUCACUUGGGAGAUUCUGUAAAUUGGAGGUACCUCCUUCUAUUACCACAUCAACUGGAGCUGCUCGAGUUGUCUUUGAGGGAAGAGAGCAUCAAGAUCGUCCAGCCAGUCGCAAAGGAGUUCGUGUUCUAUACCAUGUCAUGGAUUAGUUCCAUAGCAAAAAUAGUACUUUCGAUACUAUUGUGUAUGCCUCAUUUUAGCCCUUCACAUGAUCUAAAAAGUUGAUGGAUGCGC